Molecule: messenger RNA, 1944 nt
Organism: Trifolium pratense (red clover)
Lineage: Eukaryota; Viridiplantae; Streptophyta; Magnoliopsida; Fabales; Fabaceae
Product: serine carboxypeptidase-like 45
Exons: 10
Coding region: 351-1751 (466 amino acids)
Biological process (GO): proteolysis
Cellular component (GO): vacuole
Molecular function (GO): serine-type carboxypeptidase activity
Source: RefSeq, a predicted model, not a curated record
ACAGUACACAGAAAUCAGAAUUUUAUCAAACAACCUGGGUCAUUUUCACACAUUUUUUGAAGAAUAAAACAGGCACUGUAAAGUUAUUUUUACCGUGAUUUUUACACUUAAAUUUAUUGUUCAACCCACUCUCGUGUAAACGUGUCCACACAUAAAUCAUUUUUUGCCGCGUUAGAACCAAAUACACACCACAUGUAUUAAGAGGCCCCAACUAUGAGUACAGUUUUCUUUUGCUGCAUGAUAUAGUCAAAACCAAAACACUCUAAUUUGUAUCCCUCAGUCACAUCUCUUUCAACACCAUUUUCCACCCUGCAAGAAAAUAUAUUGAGCCUUGGAUCAUUCAGUUUUCAAUGAUGUGCUGGCAAAGAUGGAAAACCAUGACAAUGACUGUGGUUUUGCUUCAACUAAGUUUUUCCAUGAAAGUCUUCUGUUACUCUUCUCAUGCAGAUAGAAUUGAUAAGCUUCCUGGACAACCUCACAUAGGUUUUCAACACUUCUCAGGAUAUGUUACAGUUGAUGAAAAAAAACACAGAUAUCUCUUUUACUAUUUUGUUGAAUCAGAAACUCAUCCAUCUUCAAAGCCUCUAGUCCUUUGGCUCAAUGGAGGACCAGGUUGUUCUUCCCUUGGAGUAGGUGCAUUCUCUGAAAAUGGACCUUUCAGACCCAAUGGAGAAGUUCUGAUUAAAAAUGAGCAUAGUUGGAAUAGAGAGGCAAACAUGUUGUAUUUGGAGACACCAGUAGGAGUAGGGUUCUCUUAUGCUAAAGGUAGUUUCUCCAAUAUUAAAGUGAAUGAUGAAAAGACAGCUAGGGAAAACCUUGUGUUCUUGCUACAAUGGUUCAACAAGUUCCCUCAAUACAAACACAGAGAUUUGUUCUUGACAGGAGAAAGCUAUGCAGGACAUUACAUUCCACAACUAGCAAAUCUCAUGAUUGGAAUCAACAAAAAGGAAAAGAUAUUUAAUCUUAAAGGCAUAGCAUUGGGGAAUCCGCUUCUAGAAUAUGUCACCGACUUCAAUUCAAGAGCUGAGUUUUUCUGGUCUCAUGGAUUGAUAUCAGAUUCAACUUACAAAAUGUUCACUGCAGGCUGUAAUUAUUCGCGGUAUGUCAGCGAGUACUAUCGAAACUUAAUUUCGCCUCUUUGUUCGAAGGUAAUGAGCCAAGUUAGCAGAGAAACCAGCAAGUUUGUGGACAAAUAUGAUGUCACCCUUGAUGUAUGCAUUUCCUCAGUACUUUCACAAUCCAAAGUUUUUUGUCCACAAAACCAUCAAGCAAAUGAGAGUAUAGAUGUAUGUGUAGACGACAAAGUUACAAAUUACUUAAACAGACGAGAUGUACAAAAGGCGCUCCAUGCCGAGCUUAUUGGAGUUUCAAAGUGGGAUGUAUGCAACAACAUCCUACAGUACAAUAUGCUCAACCUAGAAGUACCUACACUUCAUGUUGUUGGAUCGCUUAUAAAAGCUGGAGUUAGGGCAUUAAUUUAUAGUGGAGAUCAAGAUUCAGUAAUUCCACUGACCGGUAGCCGCACCUUGGUUCAAAAGCUAGCAAAACAGUUAGCAUUGAAUACAACAGUCCCUUAUAGGGUAUGGUUUGAAGGUCAUCAGGUUGGUGGAUGGACUCAAGUUUAUGGAAAUAUUCUCUCAUUUGCUACCAUUAGAGGUGCCUCCCAUGAAGCUCCUUUCUCACAACCUGAAAGAUCACUUGUUUUAUUCAAGUCUUUCUUAGAAGACAGGCCUUUACCUGAAAUUUUCUGACAAAUUGUUUGUGUUUUUUUUAUUUAGUUCAGAGAUUGUAAGUAACUCCAACAUUUGUUCUAUAUUAUAGUAUAUAAUUAGUAAAGGAAUGUAAUAACUGUGCAGGAUUUCAAAAGAAAAGCUAGUAAAAAUGAUUUUAGGGAAAAAGGGUUGCAGAUUAAUGUAUCCAACUUACAAGUAUAUGUGGUUGCAU